UUGAUGUUGGGACGUGCUGACUGUUCUGAUUGCAUGUGGGUUCAUUUCCUCCGUGUGUUUCAGGGAAUGGCUACGCACGGACGAAGCCGCUCCGCUGGUGGUUCCGCCCCGCACGGAGAGGAGCGUCGAGGGACGACGUCGUCGUCGGCAAGGGAAACGAGUCGGGGAGUUGGAGGUGGGGAGGAAGAACGACGUGCUCAAAACUUGUGGUGCGACUACAGCAAACGUGUCUGGUAUUUGGACUGGGCGAGCCAGGACGGCUCCCACCCGUUGCAACCACCGUGCGGGCCGCUCUUGUUCGUCACCGUUCGCGCCGACAAAACGCGUCUCGCAGGGUCCAUCGUCCAGUGGGUCGACGAUGGCGAAUUCAAUUUCAAGUUUACGUUGAAGAAGCGUUACAGAAGUGAUGGUUUUGUCGACAGCAUCGCAAAGGGAUGCAAGGUUGCCGGGAGGAUGUUCGGCGGGUACGGCCGUCGUGCGAUGUCUUUGCCUCACUUUCUCCCGCUAGCUCCGGGGCCCAAUGAGGUCGUUCACGUCACAGACUUCCUCGAGGUCUGGGCGAAAUCUGGUACCUCUGUCAGUGCUGUGGACGUCGGACCUGGAACAUCGAUCAGUGGUCCUGUUGGGUUCGUGGGAGGAGAGUGCUCUGAAAGGGAGAGGGGAGGUCAGGGUGGCCUGCCAGCUACGCCUCCUGAUCAAGAGGUGGGCAUGUUAGACGACUCGGAGGACGACCAUCCGCGUGCUCCUUUGAAACCGGGCUUGCAUAUAUCUCGCCGCCAUGGUUUGCUUGGGGAGUCGACGCCACAUGGAGGCGGCGAUGGCGAACGGUUGCGACAGGGCUCAGAAUCGAUGACUCCUCGUGGUCUGGUCGAAAGGAUCGGUUCGUUCGUUCGUGGCAUGCAGGUGGUCAAGAUUUCGCCUGGAGAUCGAGCGGGUGGUCCGCAGGUUCGAGAGGCGCGUGGGUCAGAUGAGACGACUCGCCGGGCCCGACCAGCGCCUGGGGAACUACAGACGGAGUUGAGCCAGGAACGAGAAGCAAGUGGGAACGUCGCCGGUGAGGAGGAGGUGUCCGAGUAGGGGCUGUUCGGUGAGAGAUCGGCUGAAAAGACUCAGUCGGGAGGCAAGCGCAACUUGCCGGAUGAGGAAGAGCGAGAGGGACUAGGUGCUCUGAAAAG
Messenger RNA from Chara braunii, 1175 nucleotides. The record is from the annotation of a GenBank genome assembly. NCBI's taxonomy places the organism in Eukaryota, Viridiplantae, Streptophyta, Charophyceae, Charales, Characeae.